Messenger RNA from Caenorhabditis bovis, 2181 nucleotides. NCBI's taxonomy places the organism in Eukaryota, Metazoa, Nematoda, Chromadorea, Rhabditida, Rhabditidae. The record is from the annotation of a GenBank genome assembly.
AUGUUCAAUUCUCAACAAAAAAAGUACAAUUACCAUAUCAGAAAUCGCAAGGAAGAAUUGAGUUUUGACAAACCGAUGGAUAUGCUAUCAAGAAUUUCAAUGCCGCUUCGUCCACGAAAUGAUAUUCAACCGAUUCCGCCGAAAGAGAGGAAAUUCAUUGAAUAUGAUAGCAUUGAAGAGACUACUGUCAUUAAUUCCAUCGAAUCACCUCCAUUACUCCCCGAGAAUAAACCGAAUGAAAUAGAAAGUCUUAACGAAUUGUCGGUUGAAACAUGGGAAAAUGUCGAUGAAAAUCGGCCACUGAGAAUCAAAGUCGAUGAAAACAAAGAAUAUUAUGGCACUGUACGAUUGAAUACACGGUGUAUUUAUCCGGAGCCGGAAACACCACCAGUUCUCACCGAUGCCCAUCCACAUAGAAAACUAUUAAACAUCGGAAAUUCCUGUUACAUGAAUGCAAUAUUUCAAGGAUUAUCAACGAGCGAGCCAUUUAUGGCUCGGGUCCGUCAAUCUUUUCAAUACGCAUUUGCGUCGAUGAAGAACGAGACGAAAGCGAGAUGUAAUGAAAGUGAAUCCUUCAAUAAACUUGCUAAAGCCGUACAUUACUCAUCGAAAAUUUUGUUCUCGAUCAAAAAUGACUUCAACGAGCUCGCAUCUCAAAACUUGGAAACGGUUUCCCUCGAUACUUUAGAAUCUGUGCGUGAAAAGUUUGGUGCUCUCAAUCCGGCAAUGGCGACGUGUGAUCAGCAGAAAGAAACGGGUGGUAGUGCAUUCGCAAAUCCAACAAAAACAUUCACCGUUGCAAAUGAAACCAAAAUUACUUGCCUUCACUGUGGGGAAUCGCGGGUUCGCAAACCGAGUUAUUCGCCAGAUCUGAUUGUUUCUAUCAAAGCCGAUCAAAGUCUUCAAAGUAUAAUUACUGACAAUUUUCCGUGCAAUUAUGAAAGCGACAUAAAAUGCGAAAAAUGCGAAAUGAAGGGUUGCACGAUUGCAGACAGGAUGAGCGGUUUUCCACAAACCCUUAUCGUGACCCUUAAAAGAUACGAAAUGUCGAAGAACGCGUUCAUGCAAAAGAGCGGAGAUGUCAUUGAUGUUCCGUCGAUUUUAUAUUGCAAUGAGUUGAGCGACUUCAAAAAAGAACCACAGAAUAUCCUAAUAGAACCUGCUGAGAAACCCGAAUCUCCGGAUAAACCAUUGUAUGAGCGCGAGUGUACUUCUUCGAAAUCUGCAGAGCUUCCUGAAUUCAUGAAUCCUGAUGAUCCUGAGGUUGAAGUUGAUCUCGAAGUCAACACUUCGAGCUCGACGAUCAAUGAAGAACCGCUUGCAACGGAUUUCAAUCAAUCAAGAAAUAGUUGCAAAAUGUUGGGAGGUUCAGAUAAUGAAGAUCCGUUUUCUGCGAAUUCGAAAAAGACUGACCACGAAUCUGGAGAACUCGAGAUUAUACAUGAAAAGAAUGUCGAAUUCUUGGAAGCCAAUCGAAAAUUAUUCGAGGCACUCGUUCAUAAAACGUAUUCGUUUGAAGCAUUUGUUAGAAAAUCCAAGGAAAAUGCUGAAUGGGUUGACGAAGUUGUUAUUCAAUCAAUGUGCACAUUUCUGAAUAUCAAUAUUUCAACAUUUGUUGAAGAUCGUUGGGUUCAUUUCAAUCCGCAGACGAGCGAAUCACCGGAAAAACGAUUUAAGAAACCAGAACAAUCGAUAUAUUUGAACAACAAACAAGGCGUUCAUUAUGAUCCGGUACUAUCAUUCGAAUUUUCGCUUUCAUCUAGGAGAGCCAAGCGCAGUACACCACAAAACAGCAAUGAGGACGAUGAUAUGCCGAAAUCAAAGAAAGUCUCGCCUAUCGACCGAAAUGUUGAAAUGGGAUCUUCAGCGAAUUCAAGAAACGCGAGAUCGACAAGAUUCACCGGUUCCUACAACGAAAACAAUAGAGUUAAAGAAGCCGUCGUUGAUUGGGAAAAAGCGAACGGAGCACCGGUUUAUAUUCUGGCAUCCGUAGUUUGCCAUAGAGGAUCAUCUCUUCAUAGCGGACAUUACGUGGCGUACAUUAUGGAUAAGGCGGUGAAUACUUGGCUUUGUUGCUCAGAUGACGAUAUUAUGGAGGUUUCUGAAGCGCAUGUGUUACGGAGGGCCUCUGAAGGUGGAUAUUUAUUCUUCUACAACAAAGUUGAUAAACAAAUGGACUAG